AGACGUGAGUCAAGGUAUUGUCACUGUCAACGUCAACCAGAGUUCCAAAUCCGAAUGUUUGGAUUUUAAUCUAACCUUAUUUCAAAGAGGUGAAACUGGUGAAAGCAGAAAGAGGUCUUGAAAGGGUCUCGGUGCACAGCUCCACUGUUUACUUUUCUACAUCAGGAACCACUGAAAAAAUAAGACUAGUUGAUAGUAUUGUUAUUGAUCGUUUAGUAGGAAAUGGACGAUUUUACAUGUCCAAGAUGUCGAACAUCAAAAUUUCAAAAUCCUUCAUUGAAAAUGAUGGUAAAUGUUUGUGGACAUGGAUUAUGUGAAAGUUGUGUUGAUCUACUGUUUUUGAAAGGAUCGGGUUCUUGCCCAGAAUGCAAAAUACCAUUACGCAGGAACAAUUUCAGAGUCCAACUGUUUGAAGAUGCUACUGUAGAGAAGGAAGUUGAUAUUAGAAAAAGAGUAUUGAGAGACUUCAAUAAAAAAUAUGAAGACUUCAAUUCUUUAAGGGAAUAUAAUGACUAUUUAGAAGAAGUUGAAUCCAUAAUUUAUAAUUUAUCCAAUGACAUAGAUGUUGUCAAUACCAAUAAAAAAAUUGAACAGUACAAGAAAGACAAUAGGGAACAAAUAUUGAAAAGUAAGGGUAAAAUAGGAAGGGAUGAAUAUGAGUUAGAGGAGGUGUUAGAACUAGAGAAGCAAAUGGAAGAGGCUCGAAAGAAAGAAAUACACUUGGAAGUAUUAGAGGCAAAAAAGAAGAAAAUUAGGGAAAAGGAAGCCCUUAUUGAUGAACUAAUGUUUUCAAAUGCAGAUGCCAAAAAUAUCUUAGACACUUUUACUCAACUUGCACAACAAGCAAAGGAAGAAGAAGUUAAAAAACCUCCACCAAAAGUUACUCAAUUUUCCACUGGAAUACAGUUUGGCAGGCAACCUCAGUCAACAUUUAUACCUGUGCCCACAGAUGAGGGUCCUUUGUAUUCUUAUAAAGCACUUGAUUUUCCUCCUGAUGGGCCCAAGCCCCCUACUCUUAGAGAUAUACUGGAGAAAGGUUUUAUUAGCCAUGUUAGGAGUGAAACUGAACAAGAAAGAGCAGGUGGCUUCAAGUCAAAUAUAGCUUGUUCUAGGGCAUUACAAGAUGCAAUGAUGGGUUUAUUUUAUAGUAAGAAGUCUGUUGUUUGAGUGGGAAUUAUUCAUUUAUUUAUUGUUAAUAAAUAUUUUUCUAC
This is a messenger RNA of Phaedon cochleariae (mustard beetle), 1211 nucleotides long. NCBI's taxonomy places the organism in Eukaryota, Metazoa, Arthropoda, Insecta, Coleoptera, Chrysomelidae. The record is from the annotation of a GenBank genome assembly.